GACCGCCUCUGGAUCCUGACCGUCUUGGUCUACAUAACUAUGACCCACAUAUGACCCACAUACGAGCCUCACCCUUUACUUCAGGCUUUGAUCUACCUUCCAAUCGACUUUCUCCCACUCCCACACCCACAGCACCAAUCCAACGCAGCUCCGAUGACAUCCUCCAUGCCCUGGUUCCGCAAGGGCGCCGAUCCUGGAACUAUCAUCAUCCUUGAUAAACCCUUCCCUUGCGCAUGGAAAAUCCUUGAGAAGCUGAAUGAGUAUGACCAUCAGGUAUGACCACUCUCGUCCAUUACAGGAUCCUCAAGAAUCUGGACGAGCGUAACUCUCAGGCCACUGUGGAGCAAAAUAAGGCAUAUGGCUUCCGUUCUUUCGCAUCGGCUAAAUUUUUAUGUUGUGAUCCUCAACGACGUUCCGCACAAGCUCUUAUGCGAGUCUACAUUCAAAUUCCCCAUCGAACAACUGAAAUGGAUGACAAGGAUACCAGAGGCCAACAGGCCACCGCAUGGACCCCGCAAGAAUUAGCCGCUCUGCUCGAUCUAACUGAAAAGCGCUCAAAUAUCACACCAAAGCUCCUCGGACACAAGACUGGUACUCAGGAUCCCUCAGGGCUAGUUCCAGGUGGCUUCAUCAUAUGGCUUGUUUGGGAAAUUGUUCCGGGACUACGCCUUGGUGAUAGAGACGGCGCCGGUCCAUUUUGGGGUCUUGAAAGCAAUGAAAGAGAGCAAAUCCGUAUAUCCUUUCUGAAGGCUCUUGACAGGAUCAAGGAGUAUGGAUGGUACCCGAGCUUGGGCAGAGCAAGAAAUCUAGUUUGGCACCGAGAGACUCAAAAACUCUACUUUAUCGGUCACUUCAGCAAGACCAUGAAGGGCAAACCUAUACGUUCGGCUGAGCCUGCCGAGCUGAUCGCGACCUUUGAGCUUGCUUUACCGGACACUCCAGUCAGAUGGAAAGACUGGGAUAAGGAUACUUCACGCUGGAAAUGGUAGCUAAGGAGGAAACAGAAUUUUGCGUUUAGUCUCACGUUGAUCUUUGCUCUACUAUGCUAGGAAACAUUACAAUCAUGUACUUGACAGCUACGGCGAACGAGAUCACUCUAUCAUAGGCAUUGUGCGUCUACGGCGGUG
Penicillium subrubescens is the source of this 1127-nucleotide messenger RNA. RefSeq lists its product as uncharacterized. The transcript has 3 exons. The coding region runs from base 276 to 989 and encodes 237 amino acids. Lineage: Eukaryota; Fungi; Ascomycota; Eurotiomycetes; Eurotiales; Aspergillaceae. The record is from RefSeq and is a predicted model, not a curated record.